Messenger RNA from Toxoplasma gondii ME49, 7541 nucleotides. RefSeq names its product membrane protein, putative. The coding region runs from base 3669 to 4544 and encodes 291 amino acids. NCBI's taxonomy places the organism in Eukaryota, Apicomplexa, Conoidasida, Eucoccidiorida, Sarcocystidae. The record is from RefSeq and is a predicted model, not a curated record. The transcript has 2 exons.
CAAAACGUCAGGCUGUACCGCGGCUGGAAAGAAGCUCUCCUCAAGGUGAAGAUAGCUCCUCAACAUCGGCCCUUACCGCUGUUCGUCUUGCUCUGCUGAGGGGACUGCAGCCAACAAUACCAGCAGGACCACAGAUCGGAAUUAGCACACCUCCUGGCGGCAGAUCACUCGGCAGCCCGCAUAGCUCCCGCAGUUCUGAGAGCUCAAGCAGGUCUGAGAGCUCCACGACCGCCACUUCGUCAGACGAUCAGGGUUCGGGAGGGCGCGAGGAGAGGACGCUAGCGGGCGCGACGGCUGUCCCUGCAUCUGCUAGUCCCCCGGGUGCGCGGCCGCAAACAUCGCAACCAAUGAAGGAAAUGCUUUUGGGUGCCACUUCGCCGGCGGUAGAGCUCCCGCUUGGCGGUGCAACACCGUUAGGCCUUUCUGGUGGCUCGUCACUGGGAACGCCGUCGCUAGGACAUCCUCCAAGAGGUCCUUCGUUUCCUUCUAGCCUGUCGCUAUUUUUGCGCGGAAGGCGAAUUCCCUUCAGAUGCCCACGACCUGAGGCGUCGGAACAACCCGAGUUCCCGGGAGAUUGUAAUGACUGACUGGCCAAUAAGACGGAGGACACGCAUGCUACACAGAGCACUAUAUUACUCAACGCGGGGACACCUAGUGACACGAAUCAAGGCGUCCCGCGGACACGGUCCCGACGCACUGCCUGUGGUUUUCGUCAUUACUGGAAGAUUUAUUCGUAGUCCUUGUUAGUCGGAGACGCUUCUUGAACACUGGUGGGCAGCUUGCUCGCUCGAUACAGUCGAUGCGAUGCUGAUGGCGUUCCACACUAUAUUUAUUUUGCCCUUUUCCCGCUGAUGUUUCCUGGCAGAACUGAAGAGCGCGUCAGAGUGGGGGCAUCCAAGGAAAGCCAUACAUGCGCAUGGUUUGAAGGAAAUUUUGAAGGUGGCGGUAGUUGAAGUGGAGGCGGCAAGUCGCUGACUACGAGGGGGGGAGACACUGCACUUGGUGGGGACCUGCGAGCAACGUGAUUCUGCGUUAUCACGCAUACCACGACCCCAUGUGAGAGCAUUUCCCGUCUUGAUCUACACCUACUCUGAAUGUGCAAACACACCAAACAUCGCUUGAGAAAUCCUCACUCGCUGGUGUGCGUCCCGAGCUUCCUUGUGUUCCGCAUUGUGAGCACACACGGCAGACGCUGAAUCGACGCCGCGCUGUCCUUCUGACGCGACACAGGCGUGUACGUCUUUUCGGGGACUUUCACAAGUGCAAAGGUGUCGGGUCCGGAUGGACGACCUGACUGGCGGUGGCAGGCACUCCGAAUGAGCAGCGAAGAAUAAGCCUUAUUUGCUGAUGAUAGAUCCAUUAGAAGAAUGUCUACUCAAAUGCCCCCACAUCUGCUGUUGCGGUUACUUCUCCCGUGGCAUAUAUCGUUAGGUAGCUGAACUGACAGCAGUCGGUGCUCCUUCACAUAUCGUUUCGUCGACUGCUUUGUUUAGCCUCUUCAGGCGUUCAAACUUUGAUCAGCUUGUUUCUUCUUGUAUUCAUGGAUAGGUAGGUGGGCUGUUGCUUUAAGCUAGUCAUCGCACUCACCUUGUUAUGCUUCAUACCUCAAAUGAAUGCAUUCCUUUCUCGAAAAUGCACGACGAAAAACGGAGUCGGGAAGGGCUUACAUUGAACAGGUCUUGUUUGUAAAAAGACCAAAGCGCGAACCCUGCAAUCAAUCCCGAAUACACCAGGUGCGUUGAUGCGAUUGUCGGACAAAAAACACAACGUACCAGUUGUCAGCGAGAGGCCACCAGUGCAGACAGAAGUCUCCACCGUACUGACUCAGCAGAGUACACAGCUUCUGUGAAAGUACUUGCGCUCUGUUUGAUGUUCUUCUGAACGUUAGCUUGAGACAUUCCGUCCCCUUUAUGAUUAUGAACCCAGGCCCAGGCGAGGUGCCAGUUUCCGAUUAACUGCUCGAAAGCCCUAUCAGUAUCUUGCCAGUAUCGUGCCUUGAUCCAACACUCUUUUCCGGUGGGCUUCGCGUCGCGAAGGCGCCGAAUGUAUAUAUUCGGUUCCAAAAGACAAGUAGCCUGCUACAGCACAGCUUGACGAACCCCACUCCCCUUCCGAUGACGAGUUUUCGUCGCUGGUUGAGCAAAAGCGAGCGGAACCUUUGAACAAAUUGUUCAGACAUGCGCUGCAAGUAAGCUGCUGGUGGUCUGCUGACCGAUCCAGAACGAGCGGGACAGUGUUGAGAUACAGGUAUUGGAGAACGAAAGGAAGAGCUGACGCCUAGGGCGUCGACAGUAUCUCGGGCACUCUCUGGAAGUCGUAAUGCUGGUCAUUCAUCCUGUAGGGCGAAACGGUCGCUGACGUUACCACAAAGAUGCAGUGAUGCACGGGUGUUGCACAUCUUCUCGCAGGUGUGGCAGGCAACUUCUGCGUCCUCGGGCACGCAAUUCUCAACAGUUCUUUUCUACACAUUCACUUUUCUCUAAUCGGAGACCGCUCCAAUGGCCUUUUGAGUUCGUCUCUCGCACUGUUUCCCCCAAAACACGCAAUCGCCUCCCGCAGAUGAGAGGCGUCUCCAACAGCCCCCUAAGGUCACCCUCCCUUCUUACUCAAAUCAGAAGGCCAUCGGAACACACCGGAGGAAACAACAUAAUGGGAAAAAGAACCAUGGGAAGAACCCCCCUUCGCUUUCCCUCCCUGUUAGACAGCCUCUAGCCGUCUUCGUUUGUGGAUGCGAGUGGGGCCUUCCCAAAAGCCAAGCCACCGUUGCAAACAAACUUGUACGUGAUCGAGACCACACGCUACUUGCUGUUCUCCCGGUCACCGCCUUCUGGUGGUGCCACGGCGAGCAGCGAGCUCUUCGCGAGAAUCUGCAUGCUCGUGUAUUAGGCGCGUUGAUUCAAUUGCUCCUCGCGAGCUGCAGCUGCCGAGGCUUACGUGACCGGGCAGACGGCAGCGGUAAGGUGAUUCGGUUUCUGCCGCGAAAAUGUAAUGGAUGCAGAAAGGAAGCGCAUUACGUUAUCCGCUCUCCUUCCUCUCUGCAAGAGCAACUGGGAUGUAAUUUUUUGGCUGGAAAUGAUCUCGCAUCCUUUUCAGGUCUGCGCGCUCACGUGUCUUUUUCCCCAACUGGGGGUUCAGCUGAAACACCCGCUGCCUGUGCUUCACCAUUGGCACUGACGAAAAUUUCGUUUCGGUGCACAGGUUUCUUUUUCUGUGCAGUUUCUAUGUUCCCUAUCUCUGUACUGUGUCGUUUCGUCGGUUCCUCAACUAUUGGCGUGUCCGCUGUCCGGGCAUGCCCCGUGCCGGUCUACCACACUUUCCCGUCUUUUUUUACGUUCACCUGCUGGUCCAUUGCCUGUUCUUCCGUAUUAGUUUUUUCAUGUGCUUUCCCGUUCGCACGUUUCUCUCCAGUUUCCCCUUGGGAUUUACUUGUCUCUCGGAGGUCCGAACGCUUGAAACUGCCAGUGGCAGCCCCCCCGCGUAUGCUUCGGGACCCGCUCGCCUAAACACGGCAUGUCCAGUGUCCGCCGUGACAAAAUCUGUCAGGUGAAUUGUGUCACAGGCGUCGAAUUGGUUACUCGUUGUCAGCAAGUGCACUGCCUCCCUGCUGAACCUUGUCUUUGCUGUGUUCUCCUACGUGUUACCCCCUUUCUGAUUUUUCCGCUCAAACAAUGAAUGGUUUGGCAGGCGGAUUCGCAGGCACAGGAUCCGAAGGGCCUGGAGUGUACGGGAGCAACGGCGGAGCCUUUGGUCCGUCGAGCUCUUUCGGAUCUUCCCUGAUUUCAGGCACCGUGUUGGGGAGCUUAAUGAGUUCGGUCAGGAAAGUGGACGUGACUCGCGAGCUCGUCUGCAAAGGCACCGUGUCGGCGUGCGUGGGUAUUGCUCUAGGCAUCAUCGCCUCCCUAAUUGUGAACUGCACGCUGGUCGAGAUCUCGAUGUCCUCAUUCUUCUCCUUUUAUUUUGGCCUGCUCUUUGUCACCGUCGGCAGCGUCAUUCUCUGGCGCAUCCAGGUGACUAGCAAAAUGGCUGCGGACGUCUCGGUGGGUGGCGGGGAAGGCGACCAGCCCCGCAAGAUGCAGCUCCAAUUCUUUGCAGCCUUGAUUAUCGCCUCUGGAAUUCUCUGCUUCGUUCUGAAGAAGAACUGGUUUGUCGGCCUUCACCCUGUUGUCAAAGUGCCCCUCUACACGCUUCUUGGGAUCGCUGUCGCCUUUGCCCUCACCUUCUCCCUCGUCGACAUGGUAAACUACCUCCUGGGCUUUUUCCAGUCUUCCGUCGCCAAGCCCCUUGUGGAGUCCAAGGAACAAGUCAAUCUCGUGCUGUUCACCGCUUUGCUCAUGGGUGGCUUGUUCGGCUUCAUUUUUGGUGUCCUCGACGUCGAAGACGAGGUCCAGUACCACGUCCGUCUUGCCCUCUUGCGCGAACAGCAUCUCUGCUAUCCUAUAGGCGCCAUUCUCGGCGGGCUGGCUGGCCUAGGCAACGAGAUCCUGAGACAAGCAGACGAGGCGAAAUUCAGAAAACUCGCGACGGAAUUCGACGAGGAAAUCUAAACCGCCAGUCCUGCUGUUUUGGACUUUCAUGAAGAAAUCUAUGCGUCCAAGAAAAUGAGCAGCUGUGAAACAUCGGAAGAAAACGAUAGCCAGUGCGAGGGGGGGACGGGGUCUUCAGGAAAAGGGAGACACGGAUACAGAUUGGUAGAGUUCAAGGAGAGGGAAAAAGGCAGGAACAAGAUGGAAGCAGAGAUAGGAGAAGGCGACUCCGUUAAAUGAUGUGAAUUCUUUCGGUGUAACACGGGGUCUUGCUGCAUCGUGCGAUGCUGGGAGAAAGUGUCGCUGCGCUUGGGAAGGAUGGGGAGGUGCGAGGGGGACCGAGGGAAACUUCCUUCAGGCUUUUCUGAUGAAAUCGGUAAGAGAAGAAAGACAAACAGGCCGAUACCGAAAAAGGACAAUGCUCCGAAAAGCCUUUGGCGUGGGGAAAUGAAGGUCUGGGAAUAAGAAACGGCCUCUUCACAGACGCGUAGAGAAAGAGGCGUCCAUACCCACCCGUGUGUGUAUAUACUGACUGGUGUCUGAGAGAUGAGCUGUGCCUCCGUGCACAUAUGUAUACAUAUCGGUUGUGCAUGCGUUCGUGGGUAGAAACCUGCGUUUUGAGAUGAUGUUAGGGUGUUGCAGAGUACCGAUGUACACGCGAAGAUCACUUCCAUGCAUAAGGCAAACUGUUGCACAAAACCUAUAAGUGACUAUUUGCCACUAUGUAGAUUCAAUUCUGUGUAAGUGCGUGGUUAGCCUGCGUGUCUUCAACACUUGCGACUCUCUUGGUCGUGGUGUCAGUGUACAAGGACUUUUUUGAGUAUACAUGUACAGUAUACAUAUACAACUAUACGCGUAUGCGUGGAAGCUUGUAAGCAGAAAAGCAAUGCCCGGCACUGUUGAAAGAGGAACCAUGCUUGAUUAAACGCUGAAGCGUUUAGGAGACUGUCUCCAGCCUUUCUCCUCAUUGCAUGGGACUCGUUUAGCGAGGCGAGAGGGUGACGUGUCUAUAGUCAGACGGACCAUGUCGCUGCUCUCGUUUUUUCGCGUUCGUCUCCCGAGGGCUUCCGUGGAAGCAUCCGGCGGCUGCCCUCUCGGCGAGUGUCCUCGCUUUUCAUCUAUUCCAGAACUUUGUACAUGUUCGGAAAUACUCUUAGGGGUUCCCUUUUUUCUCAAAGAAACUGGCGUCAUGCAGGGCCAACGUGGUCGCUUCUGUGUUGUUUGUGUUCCGGUUUUACGGGGAGUUGAUGCUUAGGGUCUCGUCUUCCUUAUCAGCCCUCUCCUCCUUUCUUGGGGCGUACCUUUCUCAUCUAGGAGCUGCCUGUGAGUUGAUAAGUUGGCGAAUCUUCAGUGCCUCUUUUCGCGGUUUGAUCGCCGUGGUAGCACUGACAAACUUCACAAACGACCCGAAACUUCGACACUCAUUCACGAGCGUCGUGCCUGUCCACCAGGGUGCUCUGAUAACGCUUACAAGCACUCUUUUGCAGACCCGCCCACUCUGUGCGUCGACAGUGUUGAUCCGCUGAGCACCGACAGCGUUUCGCUCUUUCGCAGGUUACACUCUUUUAGUCUGAUUUUAAGUAAGCCGUGAGCUAAACUUGACAGUCUAAACCAUUCGUCCAACUCGUGGUACGUACUCCUGAGAAAAAAGGUUGCUUUUGUAAACUAGGAACGUGUCACAUCGUACUCACAACCCUGGCUCACAUUUCCACUGAAUGGUAUAUAUCUCGAUUAAGGGAAUCAGGGAAAUCGUGACCUAAAAACGUAGUGAAGUUUAUAACUACUUCCAUUUUUAUCGUUUGUAGUGAAGGAAUGUUCGCAGGUACUCUCAAGCUAUUGCAUAUGAACACAGGAUGCUCGCCGUGAACGAAGGAUCCCUUCUGGCGCCAUUUGCACGCUCAGCAGUUUGAGAGGAUGACGAAGUGUCGCCUUUCACCCUUCGAGGUAGAAAAAUAAACGUAAAUCGCGGGAAGCCGUUCCUUACAUGUCCAGGAUAACCCUGUCAAACGAAUUAUACAAGGAUCGGCACCAUUCAAAUGUCCACUCUGUGUAUGGAUCAACUCUCGUUUUCAAAGCGUUGUCUGGUUCCCGCAAAUGCUGUCCGUCCCACCCGUGUCAAUGAGAACACUGAGGAUAAUGAUUUCCACGUUUGUUUCUGAGUUAUAUAACGGUCACAGGACUCAGCGGGAAUGUUCAAACGGAAAUAACUGGCACUCGUCGUAUUUACUCCGCAGAGAAAUGUCGCUUCUCUAAACCUAGCAGUCCAUUUUUAUCAUGUGAAACAGGAAGUCAACUUGUCGGGAGCGGCUGUUUUGUUGAUUUUGUGGGCACAGUGACAGCGAGCAAACCAGGAUGCUGCUAGGAGGGGUGACUUUUCCUGUGUUUGCAGAAACAGGAUUCUCUGGUCGUUUCCAUCAACUGUACAUCUCUGGACUUUUUUCCGGUCAAACGAUACCGGCAUGCCGAACUGCUCCAAGCCCCCUGCACUGAUUACUAACCGGGUCCCGGUUCUACUGUGUUACGAAGGAGGGCACUGGCAUUGAUUUAUAUAGGUGUGAUAGUUCCAUUAAACCAAACUGCUCAUUUGAAAGAGCGGAGUGCAUCUCUCUUGCACAUAACUCUAUCCUUUAAGAAGUCCGCUGCACCGGCGAACUGCUGUGAAUGUGGGGUUCGAAAGAUCAGGUUCUCCAUUCAAAGCCUUGUCGCGAUGAACACUCAUCCCAGAAGAAUGCAUUAACAACACGGAAAAGCCCGGUAAAUCUGCAAGGAAACUUUAUGGACGAAGACAGGUGGAAACGACCCUUGUGGCCGCAGGACAGCGGGUUCAAAGAUGUUUCCAGGUUAGGGGAAACUCGGCGUUUCUGUAGUUUUCAGAGCUACGACUCCCUUUUUGCUCACUUCCGAAAGAGGUGAACCGACAGACGCAGCGACCAUCAAAUGCACUCGUAACGAGUGACUCCUUAGAGUCCAAUCAAUCAAAAAGUGCUUCCGUAAAGAGCUUAGCGCGCACGCACGCAC